This is a messenger RNA of Racocetra persica, 144 nucleotides long. The record is from the annotation of a GenBank genome assembly. NCBI's taxonomy places the organism in Eukaryota, Fungi, Glomeromycota, Glomeromycetes, Diversisporales, Gigasporaceae.
AUGAAUAAUCGAAUCUGGAUCUUUGCUAUCUUUGCUUCAGAACAGUUGAAAGGUGAAAUAAAUACUGACGAUUUGAAACUGAUCUUUGCUUUGGUUAGAGCACUUGGAGGUUUUGAUUUAAGUGAUCUGAAUGAAAAACUUUAA